Messenger RNA from Brienomyrus brachyistius, 746 nucleotides. RefSeq names its product small integral membrane protein 8 (gene smim8). Lineage: Eukaryota; Metazoa; Chordata; Actinopteri; Osteoglossiformes; Mormyridae. The record is from RefSeq and is a predicted model, not a curated record. The coding region runs from base 154 to 444 and encodes 96 amino acids. The transcript has 3 exons.
CGCGCACGUCUCCAUUCCGAACGGCGGGUGGCGCUAUAAUUUGCUACAGUGUCCGUGUGCGGCUGCGCGACUCUCUUUUUUUUGUCGUUUGCUCUGUACUUCCGAGGACCAUGAGAAGGUGCAGGUCACCCAACCGGUUGGACGAUUGUAACAAUGCCGUCUGCUGAACAAGGAAGCCAUAAAGUAGAGACCUCGAAUGAGAGCAGAUUGAAGGCGCCGGGUUUGAGGGCGGCCAAGACCACCACUCUCUUCCGGGCCGUGAACCCAGAGCUCUUCAUAAAACCCAAUAAGCCUGUCAUGGCCUUGGGACUGAUUGCGAUAUCGCUGUGUGUGGGAUAUCUCGGAUAUCUUCACGCCGUCAAAGAGAAUAACCAAGAGCUGUACGAAGCCAUUGACAGCCAGGGUGAGCGACACAUGAGACGAAAGACAUCCAAGUGGGACUGAACAUGUUAAACGACAAUGUAAAAGUCGAUGAAGACCAGCGUUCUCAAAGAAACCAGCUCUUAAAGUGCACUGCAUCCCAUAAUGAAGAUGAAACACGAUGGAAAUUAAUGUAAACUUUUUUUUUGUUUAAUAGAUGGUGAGACAAAACCAUGAAGAUUCAGAGUAAAAAGUACCUGCCAUUUAUUUAAGUUUGUUAGGUGAUAGCUUCCUUUGUAAGGAAUGAUGUGUGUGUGAAUGCUGCAAAUACCUUUUUCAUUUCUCAGUUAUAAGCUAAAUAAAAAUGGCAUACUUUGUGUAAAUGA